GAGGAGGCAUAUUCCAGCCGGCAAGCGGCACCCUCACGAACUUCUUGUUUGGCUGGCCCCGGAAGCCAACGGCCUGCGUCCUCGGCGGUCACCGUAGGCCACCGUUACCCCUCGUGCGAGACCCACUGCGGACUCUACACCGACCAGGCCGGGGCGCGGGGGUUCGUCAGAAAUCAGGGCUCUUUUGUCGCUCACAAGAGGCUGGAAAUCGUGGUCAUGGGAAGAGAUUGA
Colletotrichum costaricense is the source of this 231-nucleotide messenger RNA. RefSeq lists its product as uncharacterized. NCBI's taxonomy places the organism in Eukaryota, Fungi, Ascomycota, Sordariomycetes, Glomerellales, Glomerellaceae. The record is from RefSeq and is a predicted model, not a curated record. The transcript has a single exon. The annotation marks the transcript as partial.